UUUAAAUUUAAAUUUCUAGUACUCCCGCCCGACACGCACACAAAAGCCGAACCAUCCGCUUACUGCAAGCCGAAAUUCAAAAAUAGCAGACUGCGCGCCAAAGGAACAGCUGGUUCGGUCUAUCGAUAGCGGUCCGAACAGACGUUGGCCAACACUGGCAACACCGAUAGCCAGGGACUAUCGAUAGCUGGGGCGAAGAAGGAGGAGGAGAAGCAGAGCAGAAAAACACAAAAACCAAUUGUGAAAAAGUGUAAAAUUCAAGGAAAAUUCUUGAGAGUUUUACCCCCCACGACCACCUGCCGAAAACUACCUUAUAACACUAGGUUUUUAGGUUUACAAGCGAGAUUUUUGCACCUGCUAACACGCACACAGAUAGAGCACUCACCCACACAAAAACCCAAAUCGUCAUUCCCUUUUUUUGCGAAAUCCAAGACGAAGGCCACAACAAAUGCAGAUUGGAGCUUGAUUGGUUUGCGAUUACUGCCGAGUCACACGGGAUCAGCAAACUAUAGCCUAUAUAGACUAUAGUUUUGUAUAAAAGCCAAAAAAGAGAAAGGCGAAAAGCAGCCAUGUCCGUGAGGACAAAGGUUCUGGGUCUGGUGGACGUGAUGAUGCGCGUUCCACCGGUGAUGGUCAUAGAUGAGAUCCUGAGGAUCGGAAUGGGUCUGCCCACGCGACUCUAUCCGGACAAGAGUCCCGGAAUACCCGCCAGUGAUAGCCCUCCAACGGAAUCCCCACCAGAAUCGGACCAAGACCCCUUCGCCAGUAUCAAGGAGUUCUUUGGCCUCGGCGGAGAUAGUAGUUCGCCAAUGACCACAUCCGCCGCGGGAACCGCUCAAUCUGCCCUGGAACAGACGAUCGAAAAUGCAUCCAGAUCGGCGCAGUCGCACGGAAUGCUCAGCUCCGGAUUCAACUCCCUGAUGGACGAACUAUCCCACGACGAAACGCUAGCGCAUGUGCUCAGCAUCACCACUGUCAAGUUCGUAAUCUGCCUGUUCGGUUUCCUAUCCGCCGCUUGCAUCUUUAUGCUAUGGACCCGUCACCUGGUGAUGGUCUACAUGUUCCUCACCUCGCUCGGCCUCACCUUCCUGUCCUACUGGUCCAAUGUAAGUGCCUUGGCGCUGAUGGAGCGGAGCCCCAGCAUACUGGAGGAUCUCAUGUCGCUGAACACCACGAGAUUGCUGGAUUCGGGCGGGGUGGUCAUGUCGCUGGCGCCGCAUCUGAUGGCCCAGUGGUUCAUGGGCAUGCUGUUCGCCUACAUCCACCUGGGUCCGAGGUUCGAGAUGCUCCAGAAAUGGAUGCCCAUCAUCUUCGCUAGUCCGAUUCUGGGGGCCAUGCUUCCACUGCCGCCCAAGAUGGUGCAGCACCUACCUGUUGUGGCCGGAUUCGCGCCCAUCAUCCUCACGAAGAUCACGCUGAUGCACAGCGCCAUGGAGGCCAGUCGAACGGUCUACAAUGGGUAUCAGUACGCCAUGAACUUUGUGUCCAACUUUGGACUGUCUGCGCUCAUCGAAAACGAAUGGCAGCGCCUGAAUGUGCCCAAUGUGCUAAGGGUUUUUUGGACCAUCAGGAUUAUUCAAGGCGGCUAUGCUUUGGCCACGACGGAAUCCGAGGAGCCACUGGAACUGAUGCCGGCUACGCAGAAGCUUCUCGUCGAUGGCUGUGAAACUCUGACGGCGGUUUUAGGAAUGACGGGGGUCAUCUCGAUGAUCUGCCACUACAUCGGACGCGGCUUCCAGUGGUACCUGCUGACCUACGACAACGACGAGGAGAAGUCACUGGGCACUGUCUCAGCAGUGCUUUUCUACAUCCUGGCCCUGCAGACGGGACUGACUUCCCUGUCGCCGGACAAACGCUUCAUUAGGUUGUGCCGGAAUCUGUGCCUGCUAAUGACCGCCCUGCUGCACUUCCUGCACAACAUAGUCUCGCCCAUUCUGAUGUCAUUGAGUGCGGCACGGAAUCCCUCGCGAAAACGCCAUGUGCGCGCCCUCACCGUCUGCGCCUUCCUCGUGGUGAUGCCCGUGUCCCUUCUCUACUACCUCUGGUCACAGCGAUCCAUCUCCACCUGGCUUUUGGCGGUUACUGCCUUCUCCGUCGAGGUGAUAGUCAAGGUGCUCGUCUCGCUGGCCACCUACACACUCUUCCUGCUGGACGCCAGACGCCAAUUCUUCUGGGAGAAGCUGGACGACUACCUGUACUAUGUGCGUGCUUUUGGAAACUCUGUGGAAUUCUGCUUUGGAAUCCUGCUUUUUAUCAACGGUGCUUGGAUCCUGAUCUUCGAAUCGGCCCAAAAUGCUACAGGCGGCGCCAUCAGAGCGAUUAUGAUGUGCAUCCAUGCCUACUUUAACAUAUGGUGCGAGGCCCGGGCGGGAUGGUCGGUGUUCAUGAAGCGGCGUUCGGCGGUCCACAAAAUAUCUGCCCUGCCAGAGGCAACUCCUGCUCAACUGCAGGCAUUCGACGAUGUCUGUGCCAUUUGCUAUCAGGAAAUGUAUUCGGCCAAGAUCACACGGUGUCGUCACUUCUUCCAUGGCGUCUGCCUACGCAAGUGGCUGUACGUCCAGGAUCGUUGCCCCUUGUGCCAUGAGAUCAUGAUGUACACGGACAAGGCGGAGGAGAACGCACAGGAAGUGGAGCCAGCGGCGGCUGCCCAAGCCGAACAGCCACUCCGUAUCUACCCGCGAGACGACGGAAACAACGCUGGUGCGCCGCGACGUUCCCCCGAGCGGGUUCCAGUCGAGAUGCCAGAGGUGGCCACCACUUCGUCCAAUGCAGCAGCGACGAUCGGGGCGGAAGCAGCAGCGGCCAUUGUGGAGUCAGCAGCGGCUGUUGGCGAGGCCAGGUCCCUGGGCAAUGUCUCCAGCAAUGCCACCCAGCGAAUGAGCGCCAGCGGGAGCAGUGAGAGCAGCUUUAUCACAGCAUCCGCCCAACCUCCUCCACCAACGGCCACUUCUGCAGCUGCUGUGGCCACGGCAGCGGCCAGCAAUACGACGCACAUGUUUCGGAUGACGCAGGACCAGCAGUAAUCGGAUCUGAUCGGAACGGGAGCGCUCGGCGUACCUUGUUUAUCUUCUUUAUCUUACCACUUGGAUAUGUUUUGUGUGUAGUGUACUUAUGUAAAAAUUGCAAAUCUUUGUAGCGAUCCAAGGCAUCUCUAUUCCUUUCAAGAGCAAUUUAUUCCUACCACACGACGACACACUUUCUAUCACACAAAACACACGACAAGACACCUUCGAUCCUCAUAGGCACAGACAUUUACGUAUAUAUAUAUAAAACACGCAGCCAUGCUUAAUUAAAUUAUAUACCAUGCAUAUAAUAGCGCGCUGAACGAUAAUGAGACGAUAAUUAAACCAGAGAUCUAUGUACGUUAAGUUUAUGGUAAAAA
Messenger RNA from Drosophila rhopaloa, 3382 nucleotides. It is a transcript of the gene Trc8, whose product is annotated as protein TRC8 homolog. Gene Ontology annotation, molecular function: ubiquitin protein ligase activity. The coding region runs from base 570 to 3023 and encodes 817 amino acids. NCBI's taxonomy places the organism in Eukaryota, Metazoa, Arthropoda, Insecta, Diptera, Drosophilidae. The transcript is spliced from 7 exons. Gene Ontology annotation, biological process: ERAD pathway. Gene Ontology annotation, cellular component: endoplasmic reticulum; endomembrane system. The record is from RefSeq and is a predicted model, not a curated record.